UACGAAUGUGAUAUUUUAUAGCUAUCCAAUGCCAAACGAUAUUUAUCUUGUUUAAGUACUGCGGAGCAGGUUCGUCAUCAAUUUAUCAUAUGCGGCCAUCUAUUGCUUGUAUCGCUUACUCCAAGACGCUAGGGGUCCUCAUCGCAAAAUAACAAACUGGUAGAUGUAUUGGCUGUCGACUUACUUGGAAGCUGGGACUGACGGGUUUUCGAAAGAGAUACAAACCCUCUGUAAUGAACGCAUUUCUACCUUCCAGCGGCACAAGCAAGGGAACAGGCUAGCGCUGACAUAUUAUGGCGCUACCCCAGAUAUGGGCUUCUCUGGGUCUCCAGAGAAUUCUCCCUCAACAAUCUUUAUUGGCUUCUCUCCAAUGGGUCCGAACCUUGGUCAGCUAUACCCAAACUUCAAACGACGAGAACAGGUUAUUGCUUAAAAACCUGAAAAUGCUGGGAGUGGAUGUGAAAAUGGCCCGUAAACGUCAACCUGGUGUUUUGAAGAAGGCCAUCACCAAUGAACACGGACUGGUGAGCUUCCUGCAAACCAAAGGGGCCAGCCGUGAGGUGGUGGCCGGUAUCAUCACGCGCUUCCCCCGCUCCAUCACUCGUUCUGGGGAGCACCUGGAGGAACGCUGGCAACUGUGGCGGAGCGUGUUCCAGAGUGAUAGCGAGAUUGUCAGUAUUCUGAACCGUUCACCCGAGUCAUUCUUCCGUUCCAGCGACAACGACAACUUGGAGAAGAAUAUAGUCUUCCUCGGUUCGCUGGGACUGGACUCCAAGGACCUGCAUCGGCUGCUCACCACCGCACCGCGCACCUUCUCCAACAGCGUGGAGCUCAACCGUCAGAUGGUGGACCUGCUGCAGGAUGUGUGUUUAAGCCUAGGUGGGACAGAUCCUAGUCAGUUCGCAAAGGCUAUCAUAUCAAGGAACCUUUACAUCCUGAUCCGCAGCACGAAACGUGUUAAGUCCAAUGUGGAGUUCCUUCAGUCUUCACUGGGACUGAAGAACUCGGAUCUGCUGGUUCUGCUGCAGGGAAAUGGGGCAGAAAUCCUGGACCUCUCCCAUGAAAUCCUCAAGAGGAAUUUUAGAAUGCUACAGGAGAAGCUGGACUCGCUGGGCGGCACCAAGGAGGAUGCCAACAAACUCCUUAUGAACUAUGCUUCAAUACUCUUUGUUUCUCCAGGGCGGUUGAGCGACAAACUGGACUGCUUGCUAAAGGCAGGAAUUACUGUAAGGCAAAUUAUGGAAAAGCCAAAGGUCCUGGACUUUAGCCUUGAGAACUUGAUGUGGCGACUAGAUGAACUAACAAAGGUUGGCUAUGACUUCAACCAGAAUGGGAUUGCUGUUUUGGAUAGUAGUCGCAAGCGUUUUGAGGCCAAGUUAGAGAAGCUGAAUUCUGAAGUCUGAAUUUAUUACAUUUUUGUUGAUUGCCUGCAUAAUUUGAAAUACAGCUUUCUUUCCAUGUCAUGUCUGACUAUAACUGAAUAACGUUAUGCAUAAUUAUGCUAUUUUUAAUUGAAAACUUGUCUUGGAUCCAUGGUGAGGAAACAAGAAAUACUGAACUGUGUUGGGUGGGUGACAGGCUGGCUAUGUUUGGUCAGAUUCAUUCAAAACACUGUUCAACCAUAAAUAAAGAAUAUGCUAUAUGGCUUUUCAGUGCAA
Molecule: messenger RNA, 1658 nt
Organism: Clupea harengus (Atlantic herring)
Lineage: Eukaryota; Metazoa; Chordata; Actinopteri; Clupeiformes; Clupeidae
Gene: mterf1
Product: mitochondrial transcription termination factor 1
Biological process (GO): termination of mitochondrial transcription; regulation of DNA-templated transcription
Cellular component (GO): mitochondrial matrix
Molecular function (GO): double-stranded DNA binding
Source: RefSeq, a predicted model, not a curated record